Chenopodium quinoa (quinoa) is the source of this 1461-nucleotide messenger RNA. RefSeq names its product bidirectional sugar transporter SWEET2-like. Gene Ontology annotation, molecular function: sugar transmembrane transporter activity. The transcript has 8 exons. The record is from RefSeq and is a predicted model, not a curated record. Lineage: Eukaryota; Viridiplantae; Streptophyta; Magnoliopsida; Caryophyllales; Amaranthaceae. Gene Ontology annotation, biological process: carbohydrate transport. Gene Ontology annotation, cellular component: membrane. The coding region runs from base 374 to 1033 and encodes 219 amino acids.
AUUAUUUUUAUUUUUCAUAUUCAAAUCAUUAUUCAUGGUUACUUCUCUUUCAGUUGUUGCAUAUUCUGUUCUCAAAGAUGCAGCUGGGGUUGCUGUAUAGUCGCAGAUAUAGAAGUCAAAGCAGGAAGAACUUUUUGAAACAAUGGGAGUAAUGUAGCUGUGAAUAACUGAAUACAUAUGGAAGUUAACAAUUGUUCAUUUUGCUGAUGUUGGUCUAUUGGAAGCACUCCAUGGGGUCCUGUUCAUUAUUGCUGCGAGUUUUGAAUAUUUCGGUUUAUUUGAAAACUAAGUACACCAAUUUGAGAUGGGAAGAGUAGUUUUCAGUUUUUUGUUGUCAAAUCUGAAAUUGAAAAAUUGAAAACUAUCAGUGAUAAUGAUUAAUGACCAAGGGAACAUCUUUGCUUUUGGGCUGUUUGUGUCACCAAUACCGACAUUUAGGAGGAUUAUCAGAAAUGGGUCAACAGAAGAAUUCUCAGGAUUGCCGUAUAUAUACACCCUCCUGAACUGUAUGAUAUGUGCCUGGUAUGGGUCACCCUUCGUAUCAAUUGAUAAUAUAUUGAUUACAACAGUCAAUUCGACUGGGGCUAUCUUCCAAUUAGUCUACAUAUCCCUCUUCAUAGCAUAUGCUGAGCGAGUGAGAAAGAUGAAGAUGCUUGGUUUGCUAUCUGCCGUGGUUGUCUCAUAUGCCAUUUUGGUCACCUUGAGCUUAAGAGUCUUUGACUUCAAUUCAAGGCAGAUUUUUGUUGGGUUCUUGAGCUGCGCAUCUCUAAUUUCAAUGUUUGCUUCACCACUCUUUAUAAUCAGACUGGUUAUAAGGACAAAAAGUGUCGAAUACAUGCCUUUCUACCUUUCACUCUCUUCUUUCUUGAUGAGCAUGUCUUUCUUUACAUACGGGAUGCUUAACUGGGAUGCAUUUAUCUAUGUUCCAAAUGGGAUAGGAGCCCUUCUUGCAAUCAUACAACUGGGAUUGUAUGCCUAUUAUAGUAACAAAGCUAAUGAAGAACAUGAACCUUUGAUUGUUUCCUACUCAUGAUAUUCUUUGCUGAAAUUCACAAGGAGAACUGAUAACAUGUUUGUUCAGAAGUGCAACGCUGCUGUUCUUCCACAUUGGAAGAAUCCUAUAAGAUCUGUGUUCUUACUUCUUCAGCUAUUUCUUCCGGUCACAUUGGCUGGUGCCUUUUUCUUGGGAAUUCGUCAUUUUGCAUCAAGCAAUUCUUUGUCACAGGUGAUGCCCACCUGAUAUUUAAUCCAAUUGAUUCAUCCAUUCAUGAAUGGAAUAUUUCCUUCUUCCUGCUUGAGGAAUAUUUCCACUCUUUGCUUUUGUAUUUAAUUCUUCAGCAAAUUUUGUAACCCUUUUUGGGUGCAAAUGAUAAAAAAGUAUGAUUGAUUUGGUUAUUCCCUGCAAAAAUUACCACAAAGGAAAUCUUGAAGGGUUGAACUCUUUUGCUUGCAAGUUAAAAA